AUGUCAUCGAAACCAAAAGAAAGACGACCAGCGCGUAUAACAAUCGCCUGCAACGUAUGUCGCUCGAGGAAACAAAAAUGCAGCGGCCUCAAACCCGUUUGCGAACAAUGUCUCGAGAACAAUCGACCGUGCAACUGGCCCGAACAGCUUCGAAGAGGACCAGAGAAAGGAUAUGCCGAAGCACUGGAGAAUCGACUCAAGCUCACUGAGAGCAUUCUUUUGAAUUUGCUCCCACACGUCUCGGAUGAGCAGCUUUCAGCUGCGAUUCCGCGCCGAGAGAUCCAAGAUCACGGGACUGGCACGUAUGUGCCAUUCCCCAGACUUGAGAAGAGGGGGAUUGAGAGUUGGUCGCAAUUCCCUCUUGAUACUUCUCACGGUAUUCGGAAGUGGCAGCAAGCUUGUACUGAGCCUGAAAGUGUGGGGUUGGAGACACAGGGCUCUAAGAAAAGGCGUUUGCAGAAUGAACGGUCUGAUGGUUCGGUUCAAAUUUCUACUACAAUUGGAGAGAUCGAUGGAAUUUUCAAUGAAACAUCGAACCGUCCGGUCGACUCGUCAGGUAAUGCACGUGAAGAGAGGGCUCCGGUGGAGAGAAUGAGUUCUUGGCAGGGAGCCCCUUCAGUCGAGUUUCAACUCCUCGAGAUCAGCUAA
Messenger RNA from Penicillium concentricum, 648 nucleotides. Its product is annotated as Zn(II)2Cys6 transcription factor domain-containing protein. The record is from RefSeq and is a predicted model, not a curated record. Gene Ontology annotation, molecular function: zinc ion binding; DNA-binding transcription factor activity, RNA polymerase II-specific. The transcript has 2 exons. Lineage: Eukaryota; Fungi; Ascomycota; Eurotiomycetes; Eurotiales; Aspergillaceae. Gene Ontology annotation, biological process: regulation of DNA-templated transcription. Gene Ontology annotation, cellular component: nucleus. Bases 1 to 648 code for a protein of 215 amino acids.